AUCGCAGAGGCGGCUUUUGGGCUCUGGAGGCCGAGUGGUCACCGAGGUUCUCAAGGUGAGGGGUUGCGCGACUGGACUGGGGUGGAGGCACAGAGAUCUUCGGGAAUACCGCAGCGCGUGAGGUCUACCCAAGUAUAUAUGCUGCUGAAUCGAGCAUCUCAGGACACAUGAGUCUUUUUUACACAACUUAGGCCGACUGCAGGCCAGUCAUCUGCUUUCUUUGGCAAAGCCUGAACAUGUAUACAGUGAUGGCAACUCAAAGGAAUACUAGAAGCUCCCAGCUACGAAACAGAAUUUCUCAAGGUAGUAAUAGUUUUCAGACUAAUCUCUUAGCCUGGAAGGUAAAAGAGAAAUCAGGCAACUCGAAGAGUGUCUUGAAAGAAAGCAAUUCCGUGAAAGAGUCUGAACACACCGAUGAUCAAGCUGAAGAUGAUCUGCAAAUUGCAGUAGGAUACUUUCAGAAAGGUCCCAAGAAAGCUUCACUGAAUAAAGAUAAGGUCUUGGAAAAACACUUGAAAACUGUGGAAAAUGUGGCUUGGAAAAAUGGCUUAGCUCCAGAAGCAAUUGACAUUUUAUUAAAUGUGGCACUCAGUGGCAAGUUUGGGAAUGCUAUAAACACACGGAUAUUAAAGUGCAUGAUUCCAGAAACUCUCAUAUCAGAAGAUUCUGUGGUUAAGGCGGUAUCCUGGCUCUGUGUUGGCAAGUGUUCUAGUAAUAUCAAGGUACUUUUUUAUCGAUGGUUGGUUGCAAUGUUUGACUUUAUUGAUCAUAAGAAGCAAAUUAAUUUGCUCUAUGGCUUCUUUUUUGCUUCGUUGCAAGAUGAUGCUCUGUGCCCCCAUGUUUGCCAUUUGUUAUAUUUACUGACUAAAAAAGAGAAUGUCAAACCAUUUCGCGUGAGAAAAUUGCUUGAUCUUCAGGCCAAAAUGGGAAUGCAGCAUCAUCUCCAGGCUUUGUUAUCGCUGUAUAAGUUCUUUGCUCCUACUUUGAUUUCUGUAUCUUUGCCUGCAAGGAGGAAGAUCUAUUUUAAUAAUUCAAAGAAUCUGUGGACUUCAGCUCUCCUUGCUGUGAAGCUAAGAAACCAAGUUGCUUUUCCAGAACCUCCAAAGCUAACAUUAGGUCCAACUAAAGGCUCUUCUCUAAAAAGAAAAUGGAGUUCUCACUCAGUUAUUCCAGCACUAAAUUCUGCCAACAAAGAAUGUGGGCAAAAGAAGAUGAGUCUUUCUGAUUAUCUCAGCAGCGAUAGAUCACUUCCACUAGAAGAGCUUCGGAGUUUCCCUCAACUUUUACAGAACAUUCAUUGCUUAGAGCUGCCUUCUCAGAUGAGCUCAGCGCUAAACAACUCGCUGCUGCUUCACUAUAUUAACUGUGUCAAAGAUGAGUCCAUCUUACUGAGGCUCUAUUACUGGUUGAGUCAAACAUUACAAGAAGAAUGUAUGUGGUAUAAUAUGAAUAAUUAUGAAGAAGAAAAAGAAUUUAUAAACGUCCUGGACAUUGUCAUCAGGGUGCAGUGCUUCUUACAAGAGGGGUUUUACUCCUCUGAAGUGUUCCUGUUUAAGAGCCUGCCUCUCUGGGAUGGCUUCUCCUGUCGGUCACAGUUCCUUCAGCUUAUGGCCUGGAUUCCAUUCAGUAGCUUCUCUGAGGUGAAGCCACUUCUUUUUGAUCAUCUAGCACCUCUCUUCUUUACAUCAACCAUUUAUUUCAAGUGUAGUGUUCUUCAAAGUCUGAAAGAACUGCUGCAGAAUUGGCUGUUGUGGCUUUCUACGGAUGCCCACGUGCAACCGGUGACAAACAGUCCUCUAGAGACAACUUUGGGUGGAUCCAUGGACUCUGUGGCUCAGUUGAUUGACUACGUAGGCUGGCUGUCCAUGGUUGCAGUGCGCUUGGAGAGCAACAGUACUUUGUUGUUGCACUUUAUUUUAGACUUCUAUGAGAAGGUGUGUGACAUAUAUAUAAAUUAUGACCUUCCAUUAGUGGUGCUGUUUCCUCCUAUGAUCUUCCAUUCUGCACUCCUAAGCCUGGAUGCCAGUAUCUUGAACCAACUUUGUUACAUUAUAUACAGGUAUCGCAAUAAUUUGACAGCUGCAAAGAAAAACAACUUUUUAAAGAAGGCAAAAUCAGAGUUCAAUCUCAGCAGCAAGAUCUGUCAAGAAUUUAAUUACUAUUUGACAGUUAUGGUUCAUUGCUUAUGGAUGUCCAAACCAUUUGAAAAAGGAGUGUACAUUGAUCCCCAAACCUUAGAAAACACUGGAGAAACUGAGUAUAAAAACAACUUAAAUUUAGUCCACCAUCCUGCCCUGUUGAGCUAUGCAGCUUCCUUUUUGCUACAGGGAGAAGGAAAUACAGGCGGUUAUCGUGACUGUUUAUUCAAAAGGAAUCCCAGAGCGAUGGAAAGCCCUGAAGAAAGGACAGUAGAACUGAGCUCUAUUCAGGGGAAGAAAUGGAACUGGUAUUUGGACUAUUUAUUUUCAGAAGGUUUUCAAGGCUUGAAACUUUUCAUAAAAAGUAGUAUUCACCAUUCUUCUCUAUCCCAAUCAGAGAUCAAAACCUCAAUGGUAAACAUUAGAAGAAUGUUGACAUAAACAAACUGGGCAUGCUAAACUAAACUCCUCAUUGCUAGAGAGGCCAUGUAGCUCAAUGUGAGUUUUCAUACCCAUUUCACAAGCCAACUGCUGUCUUCAAGGAGUACUUAGACUGGCCUUCUGUCCAUGGCUCAGGAGAACCUUGUGACUAACUUAGUUUUUAGUAUUCAGAUUUUUAAUUUACUAAUGAAAAAUAAUCUCUUCAUCUGCUUUCUAGUGGGAAUGUUUAUCUGCUAUGUUAGUAGAAGGUAAUGAGUAAUAUAAAGUUACUCUGCAGACAUUGUUAUGCAGAAUACUCUGCAGUGUCUGGAAUCCUGGGGACAUUUCUGUUUUUCUUAUGUGAACACCAGCAGCAGCACCAAGUUACUUACAAUAGGGUGCUACAUGGGUGUAACACAUUCCAAGAAGCUGAUAACUGUCUGGGCCUGCACUGGAGGUAAUGUAUGUAGGAAGGAAGGGUAGAGGAUGAAGAAAUUUCUGAUUUUAUUGGUGUUAUUUCCUGAAACCAUCAUAUUAUUUGAGUGUAUAUGUGUAUGUAUGUAUUUAUGUAUAUAUUCAGAUUUAAAUUUCCAGGCCUAAAUAAACUAACUUAAGCUUUA
Peromyscus maniculatus bairdii (prairie deer mouse) is the source of this 3178-nucleotide messenger RNA. RefSeq names its product centromere protein I (gene Cenpi). Gene Ontology annotation, cellular component: kinetochore; inner kinetochore. The record is from RefSeq and is a predicted model, not a curated record. NCBI's taxonomy places the organism in Eukaryota, Metazoa, Chordata, Mammalia, Rodentia, Cricetidae. Gene Ontology annotation, biological process: CENP-A containing chromatin assembly; mitotic sister chromatid segregation.